AUGCUUCCAGUGGAACGCCUCAAACAAGCAGCCGACAACACCCUAUCCAACAAAGUCAUAUUCACUGAAGGAUUUGCCUAUGGUCCCGACGAAGGCUACUUCCCCCUAAGAAAAAAUAUAGCCAACUGGCUAUCCCGAUACUAUGCACCUGCACAGCCCAUCAGCGCAGAGCGGAUAUGUAUUACUGGCGGUGCCAGCCAGAAUCUAGCAUGCGUAUUGCAGGUAUUCACAGACCCAGCACAGACAGAGAUUAUAUGGCUCGUGGAGCCAACGUAUCAUCUUGUCUUCUGGAUAUUUGAAGAUGCUGGGUUUAGUGGUCGGAUGCGGGGGAUACCCGAGGACGAGGAGGGAAUGGACGUUGCUGCACUUGAACGUGCUUUGGAUGCAUUUGAGCGUAGUGGAGACUCGGCCUCUCAAGAUGACCAGAAGAAGAGACACAAGCCCCAUAGACCGUAUAGAAAGAUAUACAAGCAUGUCAUCUAUUGUGUUCCGUGUUUCUCUAAUCCGUCGGGGACGACAAUGUCUCACUCGCGGCGCGAGGCACUGAUCAGAGUGGCACGGAAAUACAAUGCUCUUGUCGUCGCUGAUGAUGUGUAUGAUUUCCUCAGUUGGGGUGUGACACAUCCUGCCAAACCUGUUUCAUGUCCUCAGCUGCGUCUCGUGGAUAUAGAUCGCGUGAUUGAUGGUGGUCCAGAAGAUCGAUUCGGCAAUGUCGUGAGCAAUGGAUCCUUCAGCAAGCUUAUUGGUCCGGGAUGUCGAGUUGGAUGGGCUGAAGGGACCGAAGACUUCAUCCAUGGUCUUUCUCAGGCUGGUUCUACGCGCUCUGGUGGUGCUCCUUCGCAACUAACGUCAACUUUCAUCAAUGAGCUACUUGAGGAUAACUUCUUGCCUGAAUAUAUUGCCAAUAUCAUAGUCCCAGAAGGACGAAGAAGACAUUGUCUUCUAGCAUCGGCAAUUAAGACGCAUCUCGGUCAUUUUGGCGUGUCAUUUACUCCUGAUCCGGAGACUAAUCCAGUCGCGGGGGGAUACUACAUCUGGAUUCAGCUACCGGCCGUAUUGACCGCGACUCAGGUUUGCCAGGAGGCCCUAGAGCUGCAAAAUUUGGUACUGGGUUGCGGUGAGACAUUUGCAGUUCCUGGAGGGAAUGCCCCAGGGGGAGAUUUGCAUCGCAGGCUGAGACUUUGUUUCAUGUGGGAGGAUGAAGGGCGGCUAGUUGAAGGGGUGGGUAGGUUAGGGCUUGUCAUUCAGAGUAUACUGACAAAAGUCAGAUAG
Molecule: messenger RNA, 1272 nt
Organism: Penicillium egyptiacum
Lineage: Eukaryota; Fungi; Ascomycota; Eurotiomycetes; Eurotiales; Aspergillaceae
Source: the annotation of a GenBank genome assembly